This is a messenger RNA of Penicillium expansum, 1464 nucleotides long. Its product is annotated as Transferase. Lineage: Eukaryota; Fungi; Ascomycota; Eurotiomycetes; Eurotiales; Aspergillaceae. Gene Ontology annotation, molecular function: acyltransferase activity, transferring groups other than amino-acyl groups. The transcript has a single exon. The record is from RefSeq and is a predicted model, not a curated record. The coding region runs from base 1 to 1464 and encodes 487 amino acids.
AUGUCGCCCAACAUGCUGACGGAUCCACAAUAUAUUUAUCUGAGUCCUAUGGACAAUGUCAUGCCACGGUUUUAUGCUCGACUCAUCUUCGCCUUUCGAUGCUCGCCAAACCAGGACCAUCAAAAAGUCCGAGGUCUGCUAGAACAAGGACUUCGACGCACCAGUGCAGACAUUCCGAGUAUUGCUGGCAAAGUGUUCACUAGGCCGGCCACUCCAGACCGCGUGGGACAUUUGGAAAUCCGGGUUCACCCCAGCUAUUGCCCCACAGUCUACGUCCGGGAUUUCUCUGAACUGGACUAUGAUGAGCUUCUGGAAGAAGGCCUCCCGCAGGACAUGUUGGAUCCCAACAUUUUGUUUCCUGUGAUUGACCCCCCGGAUUCAGAGCAGGGGGCCCCGAUAUUUCUAGCUCAGGCCAACUUCGUGACGGGGGGCUUGUUGCUUGCAGUCGGCAUGUAUCAUUCCGUGAUUGAUGGCACAAGCGGGGGCUGGUUAGCAAAGAAAUGGGCUGAGCAUACCCGCCAUUUGCAAGGCACCACAGAAGACAGAGCCUCGCUAAAUAUCAUGCCCCGGAGUACGGACCCGGGGGUAUUGGAAGACCUUUGGCUCGCUCAGGGAUACAGCCCACUUACGGUAGAGGAGCUAAAGACUGGGUCCAAGGAUUCCAAUGAUCCAACGCUCUGGCGACUUCUGGGACUUGAUCCGUUGAAUACCCCGCCCUCCCCACAACUCAUGGCGGAGCCAGAAGGGCGGGAAGACUGGCCUAUGCAGUCAACCAUCUUCUAUCUCUCGCCGCAAGCCUUGGAAGAUUUGAAAAAGGCCUCCACAGAGGAGCCAUUUGGAAGGGUGAGCACCAAUGAUGCCCUGAUGGCUCUACUGUGGAGGUCCAUCACCCGUGCGAGGUUACCAAAUGAUACGUCAUCAUCAAUGGAUACGAAUGAGGCUAUUCUCGAUAGCACCUAUGAUGGAAGAGCGGGAUUUUCUCCAGACCUUCCUUUCACCUACAUGGGGAGUCUGAUCUUCAUCAGUACUGCUCGGAUGCAACGAUCCCAGCUGGUAUCCCCUACAACGUCAUUAGCCUCCAUAGCGCAUGAAAUUCGCCAGGCGGCCAAGAGUAUCGAUUCCUCCCGUAUGCAUGCAGCGUUUGGCUUGGCAGCAUCGAUACCUGAUUAUACCAAGCUGACCUUCCCGUUUGCCACAUUCGCCGGGGCUGAAGUCUGCAUUACCUCCUGGAUUGCCUGGAGCCUGUUUGAUCUCGACUUUGGACCUAUAUUUGCAAAUGGGGGGCGGCCAGAGUUUGUGCGCCCACCUAGGCGAGAGUUUGAUGCCGUGUGCCGUCGAUGCGUUGUUUUGCCAUUGCAGAGUCAUGGAGGUUGUGAGGUUCUUAUCUCCUUGGUUGCAGAUGAAAUGCAGCGAUUGGAGCGAGACCCGGAGCUUGCGCGCUUUGCUUGUGUUGCGUGCCAUUAA